This is a messenger RNA of Aptenodytes forsteri (emperor penguin), 2177 nucleotides long. Its product is annotated as neuferricin. The transcript has 4 exons. NCBI's taxonomy places the organism in Eukaryota, Metazoa, Chordata, Aves, Sphenisciformes, Spheniscidae. The record is from RefSeq and is a predicted model, not a curated record. Bases 1 to 579 code for a protein of 192 amino acids.
AUGGCGGGUCGGGGGACGCAGCGCUGCGUAGGGCCAGGUUUCGUCUACGACGUGUCCGCCUCGCUGGUGGGCAGAUUCUAUGACGAAAAUGGGGCACCGACAGAAGCCUUAAGGCAGGCUGAGGCUGCGAUUGAGGAAGCUCUGAAGUUCCAAGCAGAAAGCGAGCAGAGGAAGCAGCAGUUUCCACCCUGCAACUCUGAAUGGAGCUCUGCUAAGGGCAGCCGAUUCUGGUGCUCCAGACAGAGUGGGGGAGUGAACAGAGACUGGACUGGAGUCCCUCGGAAGCUGUACCGACCUGGUUCGAGGGGGAGUCACUGCGUGUGCGUCAGGACUACCGGUCCCCCAUGGGGCCAGCCGGACUCCGCUGAGCACAGCGACAGAGGCGAUCUGGAUAACCCUCACCUGGAGGAGUACGACGGCUGCCAUCCACUGGCUAAGCAGUGUGUCCUAAAGAGGAGUCCCCCAAGGCACUUUCAGGCAGAUGUGGCAGCUCUUACCGGUCAUCAGUUGUGGUUGUAUGUGUGGAUGAGUGGCGGCAGAGCCGUCACACAGCGUUCGAGUCCCCAGUCACGCUUUUAGAACCGAAACUCAGCCAUGGGCUUGUGUCAUCUCUGGGAUCGGAGUGGGCUACUCACUUCACACAACAAUCCUAACGAGAAAGCUGGGUAAAGUCUGCAGGAAAGAGCUGCAAAGCUGUGCUCUGUUGUCUCCACAACUUAGCGGGCAUUGUAAGUGUCAGCAUGUCAUUUGCUUUUGAACAUGUCGUCUUUGACAAGAACUUGCAUUUAGAGGUCAAACCAUCCCCAAAAAUGAUUGGGGAGUGUCUUUAAAAUAGCUCUAAAAGUUGCAGCAAAUUCCAGAUUAUUAAAUAUUGUAAAAAGGAUUUGCGAGGGCAAGUCAAUGUCACAAGUUGGAGUCCUAGCGAAGAUGCAUCAGCUAUGUAACUUCUAAGCAAGUUUCAUCUUGCUGUAAUGCUUAAGCACUAUGCAAAUAGCGCUGAGGGGAUGGUUUUGAUCUUAAGCGCUACACAAAAAUCAAAUAAGCUGCUGCAGGAAGGCAAGAUGGGAUGGUGUUGCUUUAAGUUAAAAGUUGGUCAAAAACUAAUUCACAGCUUAUUCCUCAGUUUAGUGUUUGGAAACACAAGGGGGGGGGGGGGAAGUUUGCCUUGCACUAGGAAUAAGUCAUCUAUUAAAGCAAACAAGGAGACUCCCUCACUGACCUGAAGCGCUCCAAGAUUACCUUGUUUCUACUCUAAUUCAAAAGCUCAGCUAGAUUCUCCCAUGGUAGAAAAGGGUGGGAAGAGCCACAGUUACACAGGGGACAAAUCGACAUAGACAGUGCUCUAAAAAAGCUCACCAUUCAUCUGUACUUUAGUAAGUUUUAUUAAUAAAAGACUGAUGCAUCACAAUGUCACCAAGAUGUUUCGGUUGGUUUGCUAUUGCACUGAAGCUUUCCUUUUUCCUGAAAUAAAGCUGCAGCAGUUAUAUGCUCUUCCAGGAGGCCAAGCUGCCCACCAGGAUACAACCGGAUGCACUAACAGUAUGUUACUUAGAUUUAAAUGGACGAGCUGAGUUGACUCAAUCUGAGCUGAUGGAUUCACUCCGUGAACCAGCUCUGGCCUGCGGGAAGUUAGGGUUGUUUCCUAAGAGUGAUUAUAGGUAAGUCUAGUUUAAGGCAUUCAAGAUGACUAUAUGGUAUAAAGUAGAACACCAGACCUUGUCAGCCAAAAGAACAGCUGUAGCAGUUCCACAACAUUAAAAUAAUACCUGGAAUAAUUUCAGAACAAAGAAUAAAGUUGUCAUGCCCAGUUGAGUGUUGUUAUAUCCCUAGUUUUCCUUGUGGCUUGUAAAGGAUAGCUUGCAGAAGGGCAGCUGUCUCUACAGGAGAAGAUACUUUCUUAACAAGGUUUCCACCUCACGAUGCAUUAUCUAGUUAUGCAUUUUAUUACAAGUAGAAUCAUUACACAACAAAGUAAUGCAUAUUGGAAAAAUACAUUUUUACAAUGACUCCAGACAAACAUUGCAGAUAAAAUGCCAUUGUUCUAAGACUUCCUUUUCUAUUUCACAGAGGGUAUUAGAAGGUUCAGAGUUAUUUUUGUCACUCAUACAAGCUUUGAUUUUUCUAGAGAUGAGUUUGCUGCAGUACCCAACUCUGCUGGUUACAGGAAAAAAGAGGAC